Messenger RNA from Carya illinoinensis, 1256 nucleotides. RefSeq names its product protein PLANT CADMIUM RESISTANCE 10. The coding region runs from base 267 to 959 and encodes 230 amino acids. NCBI's taxonomy places the organism in Eukaryota, Viridiplantae, Streptophyta, Magnoliopsida, Fagales, Juglandaceae. The transcript has 5 exons. The record is from RefSeq and is a predicted model, not a curated record.
UUUGAUCCUUAUCUUAAUUUUUCUCUCUCCUCUUCCUUCCUCCCUCUUUCUCUCUCUGCUCGACGCCUUUGACACACCCAUCACCCACAACCGUACGCUUGGGUCUUCCACCUCCAUUCUCUUGCUAAUUCCACCUUCCGCCACCUUCCGUUCGCUUCAAGCCCCCUUCGGCGACCCAAUUCCGACGAGGUCACUGGAGCUACGAGCUAGGCCCUCCAGGGUCGGCACCCUUAAAAACAUUGAGGCUGAGUGUAUAGCGGAGAAAGAUGAAAAGCCAGAGCAGUUAUAUGCCGCCCCCUUAUGUGCCUUUGGGACAGUCAGAUUCAGCAUCUGAGGUUGUUCUGGGCAAUGAAGAUAUUCCUACACAUGGUCAUGUCAGCAAUGGACCGUUGCAAUGGUCUUCUGGAAUCUGUGCUUGUUUCGAUGAUAUGCAGAGCUGUGUACUUUCGGGAAAUUCCUUGCGAAGGGCCUGUGCACCCCCGGGAUUAGUUGGGGCGCUGUUCCCAAACACCCGGUGCCAAAAAAAAAAAAAAAAAUUAUUGGAUGUUGGACAAAGCAAAGGUUGUGUAGGUUUUUUUUGUCCUUGCUUUCUUUUUGGGAAGAAUGCAGAAUUUCUCGGUUCUGGGACUCUGAUGGGAUCGUGCCUGACCCAUUUUGUUUUGUGGGCUCUUUUCAAUUCUGUUUGUUGCUUGUUGACCGACGGCACUUUGUUGGCUUUACCUGGAUUCUUUAUCUCAUGCUAUGCUUGUGGAUACCGCAGGGCUCUACGGUCAAAGUAUAAUUUGCGGGAAGCGCCAUGCGGGGACUUUGUUACUCAUUUCUUCUGCCAUUUGUGUGCCAUUUGUCAAGAGUACCGGGAGAUCCAUGAAAGGUCUGGUGAUUUUGGAUCCCCUGAUCUGAGUUUGGCUGUAGUCACAGCUCCACCAGCCCAGACAAUGGAAUCAGCUUCCAAGGAGUAGCGCCAUACUGUACCCUAGAACUUUCUGCAAGAUCUUUCAAUAAAAUAAAAAAGGGAAAUGAGCAACAACAGCCCAUGGUCUUGGGUUGUACCUUGUGCUUCAUGUCUUUUUACCACAUUACCUACGGAAUUUCUCCUUGUAACAGCAUAGAAUGUUGUGUUUGCGGUAAUGAGUUUUUUACUACACACUGAGAGUGUCUAUUGCUGGUGACUGGAUGGUAAAAGGAUAUUUUCUUUUGAAAGUAAUUGAAUUUGAACAAUGCAAAGGUAUUUUAGAUAAGUAGCUACUAAUUGCUUA